Messenger RNA from Prorocentrum cordatum, 494 nucleotides. The record is from the annotation of a GenBank genome assembly. NCBI's taxonomy places the organism in Eukaryota, Dinophyceae, Prorocentrales, Prorocentraceae.
GUGCUGAAGGUCAGGGGGCGAACCCAAGUGUACCAAUCGGCACCUUCGUGACGGCGACUCCAGAUGCACUGCAGCCGCCAGCUGGCGCCGCCUCCCACGACUCCAUGAAGUGCCUGCACGAACGGGCUGAAGCUCGGGCCGAGCGCUGGGCCCCCAGCGUGUUCUUUGACAACGACAUCGAUGACCGCAAGGGCUGGAUGGACUGGUGCGUCUCCUAUGUGACCGCCGUGUUGCAGCGGCCGCAGUUUGAUGCGCAUUUCAGCCUCGAUGGCGCCUUCGGCUCCGACGCGGUCUACAGUGCCGAGCGACAGACAGCCAUCGUGCAGCGUGAACUUGCCGAGGGAGCUGCUGAAUAUCGAGCUCGCCGCCGCUGGAUCGAGCACGAGACCCGCGGCAACCCGCGCCUGGCUCCUGCUGGCGACCACGCGACCUCGACGGCAUCUACCACGACAAGCACGAGCUGGCGCGAGAUGGACAUCCUCGAGAACGGCGAC